Patiria miniata (bat star) is the source of this 2930-nucleotide messenger RNA. RefSeq lists its product as uncharacterized. The record is from RefSeq and is a predicted model, not a curated record. The transcript has 6 exons. Lineage: Eukaryota; Metazoa; Echinodermata; Asteroidea; Valvatida; Asterinidae. Bases 472 to 1740 code for a protein of 422 amino acids.
UUACGUAAUGAUAAUCACCCAUCUUAAGACACCAUAGAUUAAGGCCACUAAAUGUGCGCGGGCUGCAAAGGAAAGUGAAGAGAAAACAAGUUACAUAAUAAAGAGAGCAGAUUUAUACUUCUAUUCACAUUACUUUUGAACAGGGAUAGAUUAAAAGUUGAUGGAAAACAGCAUUCAGGUAAGGAGGCCCAAAGUGCAGCAGUUUUUAAUUCUGUACGAGAAAAAAAAACGCUAGAAGAAUAUCUCACAGUACUGGAACAAAUGAUGAGAGGAGAUUGCAUGACGUGUGUUGCGAGUGAUCAAGGUGCGAAAGUUUUUCAGAUUAAAUUUGGGAUUUCUUUUUCAAGCAUGGAGCUGUAAUAGCUCCCAUCAGCCACCACACGUUUCUCAAACUUUGUUGGGAAAACUGAAACGUAGAGGGCGGCAGAUAAAGUCAGCUGCAAAUUUUUUUGUCGGCACGGUAGAACUACCAUGCUUGGUGGCGCUAUUCAUGAUCACCAAGUAAAUUAUAAACAGGCCUACAAAAAUGCAGCUUCAAAUUAUUGCAUGUAUUGGGAAUUCCCCAACAUUCGUUGGGGUUUUGCGUAUUUCGUCAUGAGCCGAGCCUACACAGUCGGCUCGAGAAGCCACACGCAGACAGCUGGCAAAGGAGCAAAAGUAAAUAAUGCUCAAAAGAAACCAACUUCCACCAGAUCUGACCUUGGAAAUAGAACCAAAGUCAAAGAAUUGAAUUCUUUGCAAGGUGGUGCAAGUUCACCAAAGUCAAAAUCUCCAGCGUCAAAAUCUGGUGCAUCAGCAACACCUCCCAAUCCCCGGGUUGUGACUUUAGCAGACCUAAAUUCAGGAAACAAGAAGUCAAAUUCUUGUAGGGCCUCCACUGGGCCUCCUAUUCCUAAGUCUAAACCCGGGGCCGACAGUGGCGGAGCUGUAACCGCAAGUUCCAGACAGUCCAGCAUUGCAAAGAGUUGUCCAACUUCCCGAACUAAGUCAACUGGUAAAGACGCCAAAAUGUGGGAAGAUGAACUUCAGCCUCAGCGAGGUUACUCUGGGAACAAGAGUAGCAGUUUUAAUUCGUCUGGGAGCAAUCAGACAAAUUUUGCAAGUAAAAAUGCUCAAUCUUCAGGUGAUGGUGACAGACGAGAAACGUACCAAUCCCAAGGAGGUUACACCCGAGUUAUGCCUGAUCAAAAGAAACGGGACAAAUUACAGAACCAGCGUACUUCAGAAUUGGAGAGAUUUGAGGCUUAUAAAGAGAAAAGAAAGCUGGGCCAUGUCUCCAUGACACCAAGCCGUGUGGGAGGAGCAAAGGUAUCAGAAGAAGAAGCAAGAAAGCAACAGCAGAGAGAGCUGCAAGACAAGAAAUAUGAAAUGAUUAGCAAGAGAGGACUGUGGGCUAAAGAAAAGAGGGAAAGAGAAGAACAGGAAUAUGCCGAGAAAAAGGCCAGGGCUCGUCAGCAGACGGAGAAAAACAAGCAGAGGGAGCAGCAACGCCAGAGGGAACUGCAAACUAAGAGGCAGCAUUGGAUUGCCAGAGGGGGGCUGGAGAGGCUGGAAGGCAGUGGGGUGGGCGGAGCUAGUGAGACCUCGUACAAUGAGGGGGCAGAAGAGUUUGAGAUAGAUGAAAGUGCUGUCAACAGUUUGAAGGAGCUAUUUCCCUUUAAGGACCGCAUAAAGUUGCGCAAAAUGCUGGGGGCAGCCAAGGGUGAUAUAAACACAGUCAUUGAUUGGUUGUCUGACUAAGGGGGCAAACCCCCCCCCCCCCCCCAUAAAGAGUUCCUCUCCCCCCCCCCCCCCCACCGAAAAAUUGGCAUUCGUAGAAAAGCACAUCCAUAUGAGUUACCAUGAUAAGCUGGGAGAAUAUAAAGUCCAUUUUUUCCGCAAUUUUGUCUGUAUUUUUUACCCAAAAUCUUUACAAAAGUUUUAUUGUAACGUCACUUAGAAAGUGAAUAGCGAUAGUUAUUGUAUUAUGUAGCCAAGAUAUACAUUUUGAACAGCGCCCCCAUGGGAAGAUGGUGUCCUCCAGCCCCCCCCCCCCCCCCCCCCCCCUAUUUGCUUUGACAGAGGGCGGGUCUGUAAUUUUUUUGACUGUAUAUACAUGUAGUUCAGUGGAUUGCACAGUCUCUGAUUGGGUGUUUGCUUGACUGCGAUAAUACUGAUUUGAAAACAGUCAUAAUGACUGGUUGGUUGACACGUUUCAGCCAUAACUUGGUUUUUCUGAAAUUUAAAUACUGAUUGGCUAUCUGUCUACAAUUUUAACACAAGAUUAAUCAAAGUUUAUUAGAUAUCAAACAGCUGCUGUUGUGCUUAUUUUUCUUAUUUUAAUGAUCAGAACUAGUUUUUGUCAAAAUAUGUAUUUUUAUAUUUGUGUAAACCCGAGUGAAUUUUUUCCAUGGUACUAUAACUAAGAAAUGAGCGGGGCUGGUGAAAGGGGGGGGGGGGGGGAGAAAACAAUCGAAGAAAGACUUAAGUCUCUGAAACCAACGGUUGUAAAAAGGGGAACACAUUCAUUUAUUUACACCCAUCUUUGAUAUUCAUUUCAUAUGACCUAUUAUGAAAAUAAGUCGGGUGAAGAGUGGCUUAUCAGUGGAAUACUCGUUUCUUGUUUACGUUUCGUUAUCACUUAGCUCAAAUGUAUCAUUGCAACAGCAUGGUGCGCUUGUCAUCGCCAUUCAGUACUAACUGUGCUAGCACAUACAUAUACAUAAACUCUAAACCCUGUGAGUGUAAUGAAGCCAUGUAUAAGCCAAAAUCCAUUGCUUAGAGGAGUACAAAAUGUUUUUUGUACACUUAAAUUUUACACAGAAUCUACAGUUAGCAAACAUAAUUGGUGUCUUUAUGUAGGUAUUCACCUGAUGGCAUGGUCAGAAUUCAAUUAGUUCAUCUGUAAUGUUUGCGUGACUCAUAAUUUUAAUAAAACUACAGCAAUAUUA